Messenger RNA from Fomitiporia mediterranea MF3/22, 1251 nucleotides. RefSeq names its product SWI/SNF complex protein. Bases 1 to 1251 code for a protein of 416 amino acids. Gene Ontology annotation, cellular component: nucleus; SWI/SNF complex. The record is from RefSeq and is a predicted model, not a curated record. Lineage: Eukaryota; Fungi; Basidiomycota; Agaricomycetes; Hymenochaetales; Hymenochaetaceae. The transcript is spliced from 5 exons. Gene Ontology annotation, biological process: regulation of transcription by RNA polymerase II.
AUGGAAGCCCCGAAGGCAGUAAAAAAGCGCAAGUUCACAGACAAGGCGCUACCUUCCUCAGUCCUGCACUCUGGCGAAUUCACGGACUCGAAGUUCUAUCAACAACUUCUCGACAUGGAGAGGAAGCUAGACUGGAGCAUGUCUCGCAAGCGGGCUGAGAUACAGGAUGCUCUAGGAAAACAGUCUGCAACAACCCGAACUCUACGAAUAUUCCUCAGCCACACAGUCUCAGAUCAAGCAUGGCAGCUCGCGGGAAAUCAGCCCGGAGAAAUGCCAAACUUUGAAGCGGGGCAAGGCAUACCCUCAUGGGCGUUCAAGAUCGAAGGCAGGCUACUGGAACCGUCGGGUCGUUCAAGAGACAAAGCUACGCAGAAACACCUCUCUAACUUUGUCAAACACCUCGUCGUCGACCUGGAACGUGACACAAAUGUAUAUCCUGAUGGCAACACUGUCGAGUGGCGACGUCCACAAGCCCUCCCUCAAGCAGGUCCACCACCCGUAGACGGCUUCACAGUCCGCCGAACAGGCGACCAACCAACAAAAGUCCGCGUAAUGAUGUACAUCGAACACUACCCCGAUCAAUUCAAAGUCCACCCAGAGCUAGGCGCACUCCUCGACAUAAAAGAAGACAGCCGAGUCGGAAUCGUCACCGCACUAUGGAACUACAUCAAGCUCAACAACCUGCAAGAUAAGGUGGACCGACGGGUAAUUAGGUUGGAUAAUAGGCUGAAGGCGCUCUUCCACACGGAAAAUGUAUCAUUCCAACAACUCCCUGAACUCGUAAACCACUACUUCCAACCCCCAGACCCAAUCGUCCUCUUCUAUCACAUCAAACCAAACGAACCACCCCCGACCACACCUCAAGCAUUCGACAUCGAAGUCAAAGUCGAAGAUACAUCUCUAAAAAGUCGCCAGAACCAAGUAAUAGUCAACAUGAGCAGCGAGACCGCGCGGGACAUCGCCAAGAAUGACGAAGAAACCGCACUCCUCGCCCAACAAAUUCAGAAUUCACAACUCAAGCGCACAUUCCUUGAAGCUUUCGCAGAUGAUCCCGCCGACUUUAUCAACAAAUGGCUUGCAUCCCAGUCACGCGAUUUAGAAUCGGUGCUCGCCGCUGGACCUAGCGAGGGUCUUACUGUACGCGAGGAGGAACUUAAGCGCAGCGAGUUCUUCAGGCUUCCUUGGGUUGAAGAGGCUGUAGCUGUCCAGGAGGGACUACGGUUAGCUAGUCGAAGUCAUGGAAUUGCGUAG